GAAAUGUUGGAGCAUAAAAAUGUUAUACGCAAAUGUGGAUGCUAAUAACUGACCUAGAGCUUUCAUGAGCAUACUAACCGUGCUCCAAAUAGCUGAACUACUUAAAUCAUUAUCCGCCAUAGUGGUCUCUAAAAAAAUGUCUUAUCAAAUUCUGGAGAAGCAACCUGGCUACGUGAAGGAGUUGGAGCGAGUGCAGUCUCUUCAGGAGGACUUGUAUGGAGCCCUGCGGGUGUGCAAAGACUGUCGCAGUCAUCUAGAGGUGGUCAAGCACUGUAACACGGAGUCUGUGUUGGAACUGUUUGGCUUCUAUCGAAGAAAAUGCAACAAUUCUACUGUCCUUAAAUGUCUCGGUCACAUCACAACGCUUCAGCGGACGGACUUGCUAAUUGAACAGAUGCUAUCCGAAGGGGACUUCCCAGGCGCGGUGCAGUUGUGUCUGGAAUGUAGACAGGUGGCAGUGUCCUACAGGCAGUACACUUGCAUCUCACAGCUGUCGUCUAAACUGGGAGAUACGCUGGUCAUGAUCGAGGAGCAGCUGGACAGGGCACUGGCAUCUAUUUGUGUGUCUUUUGACGCACCUGUCUAUCAGAAGAUUCAGAUGGCCUUCAAGAUGAUCGGUAAGACCCAGAGCUGUUUGGACCAGCUGAAGAUGCACUACUCCAGCCUGCUGCACAACAAGUCCUUCAGCCUGGUCCUUGGAUACGCAGUCCUCAAUCCGGACACACCCCUGUCGGAGUCCCAGUUCCAGAGGAUGCAGUACCAGGAACUAUGCACCCACGUCUCGCCCCAGCUGUUCACGGCAUGCCUCACAGAUCUGUGCAAGACAGUGUGGCAGAUACUGCAUAGUUACUUCCAGAUGUGCGACUGGCAUGAUGAGAACAUGAACAUGUUUCAAGAUUCAUCCACCUCCACUGCCGAAUCGGAACAUAUUGAGUCAUUUUUCAAGAAGAAGUUGCACCAUGAUAGAAACAGAAUGUGGCAGGAAGUCCAAACUAAGGUCAAAAUAUAUCUGCAGAGUAUUGAUUUGUGCCAAAAUUCGUCUGAUUUCAGUUUCGAUGAGCUUAUCAAGACGCUGGACAUGGUCGACAAAUUGACUAUAAUCGGGCAUCAGUUCUGUCAGAGUUCUUCAGUUGAUCUGCAAGAGUGUAUCAAACAGCAAAGUUCCGCUUAUUUCAAAAUGUAUCAUCGAAAAUGCAUGAGUGAACUGAAACUGUUCUUAGAAACUGAUGUGUGGGAACUGUGUCCUAUUAAACAAGACUUCAAGCUAUCCGACCUACAUGACUUUCAUUUCCUUGAAAAAACCAAAGAUGCUUUUUCAAACAGCACAGAUUCGUCAAGUUCUGUUUCAACGGCUGCUGCAAGUGACGCACAAAAGAAGGCUAAAGAACGCUUGUUCUUCAAACCUGAUUCUGAGAACCCGUUUUCCAUUAGCAUCAAUGGAAGUGGGAAAAAGCAGGAGAAUAUUUUAGCCGACGUUGACGAAGACGGGAAUACUGACAUUACUGACAUGUUCUCGGAUUCGGACGACGAUGUGGCACCCGAGUUGCGCGCCGACUACAUCGACGAGAUUUCGGGAGAAGUUUUUAUGAGAUCGGCUACGAGUGGUCUCGUGCCCAUGAAUGGAAAAGUCUGUAAUGGUAUACCGACCAGACCCUCUUUCGGCUCGUCUAGCCGAAAAUCAUAUAAUCGCCAGUUGUCGACCAGUAAAGUACCACUCAUUACAAAUACAACGUUGAGUGUUUUGCGCUACUUUGGAAAGUAUAUGCAAAUGAUGUCUUUGCUUAAACAAGUGGCGUUCGAUGUUUUAAUUUGCAUGUCUCAGCUUUUCGACUAUUAUCUAUUCACGGUUCAUGAAAUGUUUGUCUUUAAAAACACCAACCCCAAAAUGUAUUCGCACAAAUUGAAAACACUUCUAGAACGUAUUAGAGCUAACCUUAUUCUACAACACCCAUCGGCACAACAAUCCUCUGGCAACUCCCUCCACCCAUCCAGCAAUCCUACUCCGGUGGCCUCGCCAGCUGCCAACUUGCCAGCACAUUUGACCCACCACUCAGGAUCUCAACAGAGCCAGCACAGUACGCCUGAUAAAGACAAGUUUCCUCCUGUGGAACCAACGGAGGAGCUAUUGAAUGACUCGUCAGCAAAUUUGUACAGUCUGUCAAAAAGAAUGAUUGCCUGUGAAUCUGUCGUGUUCUUGUCGCAGCAAUUCGAGAAUCUGAGGAGCACUCUGCAAGCCAACAUCCCCUCAAACAAGGUCACCUUCCUCAACCAGUUCUUCGUGCAGACUAUGGCCACGUGUGUGGAUUUGCGAGUGCCCAUCUACCAAGGAGUGGCAUCCAGGGCGAUCAACUACCACGCCCUGCUGGCCCAGAUGGCACAGGUGAAGUGGGAUCUGAAGGAGAUCACCAGUCAGCAGAGUCCAUACGUCGAGUUCAUCCUCAGCGAGUUCAGAAGUCUCAAACAGACGCUGUCGUCUCUCUCUCGUGAGGUGCCCUUUAACAAGGUGGCUUUGCAGAUGCUCCUGGAGCACUGUCUCAAACUGACCUCUUGGGCCUUCAUCGAGGGAUACUCCAAUGUGAAGAGAUGCACCAAUGAGGGGCGCGCACUCAUGCAACUAGACUUCCAGAUUUACUUGGUCGAAAUAGCAAAGAUCACCGAGAUCCAGCCUGUUCCAGACCAGCAUUUCGUGGAGACGUUCAUCAAGGCGUUCUACCUGCCAGAGAUCGAAUUUGAGAAGUGGGUGUCGGAGCACCAGGAGUUCUCACCCAAACAGCUUUUAUCCAUCAUCAACAGCGCCGGAUCCCUCCAGGUAAACAAGAAGUUGAGACAGAAGCUGCAGAAUGUGAUUGAGGAGCAGCAGAAGUUGAGUGGUUCCAACAAUCAUUCCAACUCCACCAAUGCAACAGCAAACAACCACGCCCAGUUCAACUCCCAUUCUUCUAUUCUCCUCAGCCAGAUAUCCUCGCAUUCCAGAUAAAAACACACCGUUACUCAAAACAAGAUACAUAACGCAAGUGAAGUACUAUUACAAAAAAAAGAAAACAGAGGAUUUUGAUGUCCGAGCUGUUCUGAACUUGGUACAAGUAUGAUAUCUGAACUUGGUAAAGGAAUGAUGAAAAAUAUCUAUGUUGCUACAAUACGUGUUGUUCUCUCACGAAAAAUUGAAUUGCCUCAGAAACUUUCACAGUUCACAGUUCCUUCUAGCCGCAACUGUCUUUCUUGUACCCUGAAUCUUGCGUUUAUCACAGUUCCUUCUAGCCGCAACUGUCUUUCUUGUACCCUGAAUCUUGCUUCAUCUUAAGAUAUUUUCCAACUCAUUCUCUAAAAAAUGCGAUAUUUUUUUACUUGUCUGUGGCAACGUGGGAAUUAUGAUCGUUAAUUCAAAAAAGCCCAUGUUUGAACGGUUCGUUUUGAGGCUAAACAUGAAUUAUCCUAUAUUUUCACAUAAUCUGUGUUUGGCGGCCAUAUUGUCUCACCAUAGUUCGAGUUGCAUUUUUCUAACUCUUGGUUGAUAGCUGGGGUGUUUUCUGUGAUAUGGCUCAAA
Molecule: messenger RNA, 3544 nt
Organism: Symsagittifera roscoffensis
Lineage: Eukaryota; Metazoa; Xenacoelomorpha; Acoela; Convolutidae
Product: syndetin-like
Biological process (GO): endocytic recycling; retrograde transport, endosome to Golgi
Cellular component (GO): EARP complex
Molecular function (GO): SNARE binding
Source: RefSeq, a predicted model, not a curated record